AACACUCAGAGCUAGCUUUAUGAGAAAUUAUUAUUGAAAAAUGGCUCAAUAUUAAAAUAUCAUUUUUUCAUUCAUUCUAAAGAGAAGUUAAGCUAAUAAUAUAAGCCUUGUUCAGUUUCAAACCGAAGAUGGAAGAAGCUCCACAAAGGUAUGCAGUUGUGACUGGAGCAAACAAAGGAAUUGGAUUGGAGGUAGUAAGGCAAUUGGCUUCAAAUGGAGUGAAGGUUGUGUUGACUUCAAGAGAUGAGAAGAGAGGCCUUCAUGCUUUGGAAACCCUCAAAGAUCUCUCUGAUUUUGUGCUCUUUCACCAGCUUGAUGUUGCUGAUCCUGCAAGUGUUGCUUCUCUUGCAGAUUUCAUCAAAUCCAAAUUUGGCAAACUUGAUAUACUGGUUAACAACGCAGGGAUUAGUGGACUUGUAUUUACAGACAACGAUUUAAUCGUUUCAGUAAUAUUGACACCCCAGGAUUUAUCUGAAGAAGAACUAGAAAAAGCAAGGAUUGAAACAUAUGAAUUAGGCGAAGAAUGUUUGCAAAUAAAUUAUUACGGUUCUAAAAGAACGACUGAAUCUCUUCUUCCCCUCCUCCACUUAUCUGAUUCACCAACAAUUGUGAACGUGUCAUCUUCUUUGGGAAUAUUAGAGCGUAUAUCAAACAAAUGGGGCAAAGGGGUGUUAAGUGAUGCCGAAAACCUUACUGUAGAGAGAGUGGAUGUGGUGUUAAAGGAGUUUAUGAAAGAUUUCAAAGAAGGGUCAUUAAAAGACAAAGGCUGGCCUGCGGUUUUUGGUGCCUACACUCUGUCCAAAGCUGCUAUGAAUGCCUAUACAAGAAUUCUUGCCAAAAUGUUGCCUACUUUUUGCGUCAGUUGUCUUUGUCCUGGUUAUAUUAAGACUGAUAUCACUGCAAAUACUGGCUUUUAUACGGUGGAAGAAGGUGCUGCUAAUGUUGUGAGAUUAGCAUUACUUCCAAAUGGUAGUCCUUCUGGUCUUUUUUAUAACAGGAGUGAAGUGCAUUCCUAUUAAGUCAUAUACUAUUCUGCAUAAAUGAUCAUUACUUCUCGUUCAAGACUUUCGACAUGUAAUAAUUUACUCUUAUGUGACAUUGGGUACUGUUUAUUUCGUUAACAAAGUAAUAAAUUAUGAUGUU
Molecule: messenger RNA, 1143 nt
Organism: Arachis duranensis
Lineage: Eukaryota; Viridiplantae; Streptophyta; Magnoliopsida; Fabales; Fabaceae
Product: (+)-neomenthol dehydrogenase
Exons: 5
Coding region: 129-1019 (296 amino acids)
Cellular component (GO): membrane
Source: RefSeq, a predicted model, not a curated record